This is a messenger RNA of Morus notabilis, 2194 nucleotides long. RefSeq lists its product as uncharacterized. Lineage: Eukaryota; Viridiplantae; Streptophyta; Magnoliopsida; Rosales; Moraceae. The transcript is spliced from 14 exons. The record is from RefSeq and is a predicted model, not a curated record. The coding region runs from base 262 to 2037 and encodes 591 amino acids.
GAAAAGAGAAGUAGAACUCCACCAACACAAAACAACGCCAUCAAACUGACCUGUUUUUUUUCUUGUUCUUUUUUCUUGUUCUUUCCUUUAUUCCUUUUUGCUGGUGAAUUUAUCACUGCCCAUCAAAAAGUUUUUUUUUUUUUGCCUCUUCAUAUGUAUUGGGUUUAAAAAACUUAAAGACAUCUUAGAGAGAGAGAGAGAGAGAGAGAGAGAGAGAGAGAGAGCGCAAAGUGAGAGAUCAUCUUCAUCAUUUUGAAUCUAAUGGAGCAGCUCGUCAACUUUAUCAUUCGGCCUCCAAGGGCUGAAUAUGACCCUAAACAUGAUCUAUUGGAAGAAGAGUUUAUGCUGAGGGGAAAAUGGUAUAAACGAAAUGAUGUAGAGAUUAAGAACAGUCGGGGAGAUGUCCUUCAGUGUAGUCAUUACGUGCCCAUUGUUGCUCCUGAAGAAAAGCCUUUGCCCUGUGUAAUAUACUGCCAUGGAAACAGUGGGUGCAGAGCUGACGCUAGUGAAGCAGCUAUUAUUUUGCUUCCUUCAAACAUUACUGUUUUCACUCUUGAUUUCUCAGGAUCCGGACUCUCGGGAGGACAGCAUGUCACUCUAGGGUGGAAUGAAAAGGAUGAUCUAAGAGCUAUAGUUGAAUAUCUGCGAGCAGAUGGAAAUGUCUCUUUAAUAGGCUUGUGGGGCCGGUCAAUGGGCGCUGUCACUAGCCUUAUGUAUGGAGCCGAGGAUCUUUCUAUUGCCGGAAUGGUUCUUGACAGUCCCUUUUCUGAUUUGGUUGACUUGAUGAUGGAGCUGGUAGAUACGUAUAGAGUUCGCUUACCAAAGUUCACAGUGAAGUAUGCGAUCCAAUACAUGCGUAGAGUUAUCCAGAGAAAGGCAAAGUUUGACAUAACGGAUCUGAACACUAUUAAGGUGGCGAAAACAUGCUUUGUUCCAGUUCUGUUUGGGCAUGCCACUGACGAUGAUUUUAUUCGUCCUCACCAUUCAGAUCGUAUAUAUGAUGCUUAUGUGGGAGACAAAAAUAUCAUCAAAUUUGAGGGAGAUCACAACUCUCCACGGCCUCAGUUCUACUUUGAUUCGAUUAAUAUCUUUUUUCAUAAUGUUUUACAACCUCCUGAGGAUGAGGUGGGGGAAGCCUUUUUUGACCCUUUGCAUGAGUACUUCGGUAAGGGUGCGUGGAGAACGGUUCGUCCAGUAGACCAUGACCAUGAACUUUCUAGUCCAUCCACAGAACCCACAUCUGGCAGUGCACAAGAUGACAUUAAACGACUUCGUUCAAGAAGGCCUAUGAGUCGGACAGAGGUUCCUUCUGACAUUAUACCUAAAGAUGAUCAAUCCAAAACUAAGGAUCAAAAAGGUGACGAUCUUUGCUCGUCAUCAUCUCAAAUGAUUAGCUUUGAAUUCACCAAUGGCAGUCAAUGUGGACCUCAUCUUCCUACCACAAUGGAUGAUGAUCAAUAUGUCGAAUACGAACUUGAUGACUUGUCAGGGUUUCCAAGCGAUGUGGAUGAGGAAAAAAGGAUGUUCAUGGAAGCGGUUCUGUUGUCGUUGAAGGACCUGAAUACGAGACAUCCACAACCACUGGCAGAAGAACAGCCAGCAAGCACAGGCCCUGAUUCCUCGAAAUCUACACAGAAAGAUGAUAAUUCAGAAGCUGCUUUGUCCACUAAGCCCCUUGAGCAUUUAAAGACAGAAGCUACUUCAACUUCAGUACAUCAAAGUGGUUUGUUAAAAGAAGAAUCUACUUCCGCUUCGGUUACCAAAACCCAUGUUUCCGAACACAAGCAUCAAACUCAUGACGCAAGAGAUCCAUCGACGGAACCUGCGUUGGACGUCUCCAUGUCUGCGAAGGGCUCAGGAAGCUCUGGGCCUUCUCACAAUGCUACUUCAUCAAGCACCCAAAGCACAUCAGAAGCCGAUCUCUCAGCAAAUACUAAAGCCACAUUGACAGUGGAAAGAAACCCAACUAGCAAUAUCAUGGAUGGUUUGAUUCGCCGUUGGGAUUUCAGCUUCUUUCGAAACAAUCAAAGUAAAUAGAUGAUUUUUUUUUGUUUUUCCUGCUUGGUUCCUCUUCUAGCAAACGAUAUGAUGCAUUUGUUUUGUAACUAAGAAAUCUUUUCAUGAACAGUAGAUUGUAGAAUGAUUGACCCAAUUGGGGAAAGGGUAAAGAAAAGGUAUUGUGAAUGCGUGUAAA